Messenger RNA from Pocillopora damicornis (cauliflower coral), 2177 nucleotides. RefSeq lists its product as uncharacterized. The record is from RefSeq and is a predicted model, not a curated record. Lineage: Eukaryota; Metazoa; Cnidaria; Anthozoa; Scleractinia; Pocilloporidae.
GAUCAACUCGCACCGCAUGUUGUCUGGCAUUUUAAUCAUUCUCAGACGCAAUCGAGGAGAUAACAUUCAGUGAUUCCUCUCCAAAUACACUGAUGUUGAUAGUGAAAUCUUAUACGUACACAAACACAACCUGAUGACCGUUUCCCAUAACCCUGGGCCCCCACAAAGACAUUUAAAUCCAAUAUUUGCUUCUACAAAGUGGAAAAACUGCAGAUUCAAACGAAGCAAUAAGCCUUCAGAGGUAAUUUUUUAAGUUUAACAUGUUUGUCCUCCUUGUUGCAUAGAUGUAGGUCUCGAACUAAAUCAAUUUCAAGACGAUUAUUUUCCAUAUCGGUCACGUGCCAUCGGGAAAUGACAAUUAUCAAGUGGAAAGGUCUCGAUAGCUCAACCCAUGUCAUUAACUGUCUAAUCCUUUGGCAAGGUAAUGAAGUAAAGUGCAGCUGACACAAUAUGUUGUCCCUUAAGGAAGAAGGUGCCUUAAAGCACGCAAAUAUAGGUUAGCCUCGGAGGAAAUCUUUAGACCGAUUUUACUACCCUUGGGAGUGUGGUAACAACAAUAUCUGUGAGCAUAAACAUUUAUAAACAGCGUCACAAGGGUUGAUGAAAAAUAUGGCCUUGGACAGAAAAGGUGCCGACAUGGUCCGUAAGAAAAUAGCUACUUUCAAGAGCAAGAUACAGGAGGCGGGAAAAAGGACUGAAAAAGCGAAAGAAAGUCUUCAACUUGUACAAGAAAGCUUUGAUAGCACCAGGAGAUCGAAGGCAAGAGUGGAAGCGUUAAUUUCGAAAAAGGAGUCGCAACUAGAAAAAGUCGAAUCUCUCGUCGAUGGUGUACAAAGAAAAUGGGAUGCCUUAAAUAGAUUCCUCGAAGAAAUAACCAGCACAGGAGCUGAAUUAAAGAUGGAGAAUCAUAGCAGUAAAUAUGUCGGCGAAAUCGAUACCACGAUUGCGUCAAUUAAUGAGAGAACUAAAAUCGCUCAGAGGAAGUGUAAAGCGUGCGCUAACAGAGAACACGAAUUGCGCUUGCAAACGGAGGCGUCUCGAGAACGCUGUAUCCGAUUGGAAACCACUGCAAUAUCACUACAGGAAGAAUUAGCGGCUUUGAGAGAACGUGUUGAAGUCUUGGAGCAAUCAAGAAAACUACGGGAAACACGGAAGCUUCAAACGGAACAUUUAGAGAGUAAAGUGCAACACGCCAUUGCACGAGCUCAAGAAAACGAAAACUUGGAAUCUGAACUCGAGAAUCGAAUAAUCGAGUUGGAAGAUCAAAUCGAAAUGUAUACCAUGAAAAAGAAGCGAACUUCAAGUAUCCUGGAACAAACAAACGGUGAAAAGUCGAUCGAACCCUGGACAGUGACACUAUGGCUUCGAAGAUCUAGACUUGUUAACGGUGCCCCGUCUUCAGGUCCUGUUCCACCUACUUCAACAGAAUAAACUAUACAGCACGCAAAAGUCUCGUAAUCUCACGAAGAAUCCGUAAUACCAACUUAUGCGGGAAAGGAGAUUAGCGCGCAGAGCGACAUCAAGACUUCAACUUUUCAUUUUUACGAUCAUUCAAGUACAGCCUUUAAAUUAGUGUCUCGUCAAAAUAUUCCGCAAGACUGCCCAAAACAACCACCUUAAUUUGAUAUUAAAAUUCACGUUUCCUCGAGCGUUGUUUGGUGUUUAUCGAAAUCGGAUUUUUAACAAAAAAAAUUCAAAUUAAGGGUAAUUAUCCCAGCGUCAAAGUCGUCUGAGUGGGAUAUUUUUAGUUUGUUUUAGUCUUGAUAUCGUGAACUCGAUGACCCGGCAAUCUUUUGAAAUUCUUUUAUCCGAGAUAGAAACGCAACACAUUAGAGUAUUACUACAACCACAACACGCCUUCGGAACAAAUACUCAGCCGGGCAAGAAUAACAAAGACAUGCUCGGUUUAAGAGAGUUACAAGUUACAAAGAAAACACGCUUUCCAUUGUUGCAAAUUCCUGGCUAAAGAGUUGAAGUGUAACAUUGUAUUUCAAGUUCAAAUUUCAAGUGUGUCUACCUUCUGUAUUUCAAAUCAAUUUAUGCUUAAUCGUUUCCUGCUUUUUCAAAAUCAAUUGUAAUGGGCUGAGCCGUAAAAAACCAGUCAAUUAUCAAAGAGACAAAGAGCUCAAAGCGAUAGAGAAUAAAAGCUGGCAGUAAUCCAUAUCAUGGAGCUUGCA